Molecule: messenger RNA, 1055 nt
Organism: Trichoderma harzianum CBS 226.95
Lineage: Eukaryota; Fungi; Ascomycota; Sordariomycetes; Hypocreales; Hypocreaceae
Exons: 1
Coding region: 176-904 (242 amino acids)
Source: RefSeq, a predicted model, not a curated record
UGAUUUAUUAAUGAAGGCUCUGCUGCACUUGACAGCUGAAGAAACUCAACCAAGAUCACUGGAAACUCAUUCACAUUGCUUCACUGCCUUAAACCAUUUCGUGUUUGGUACUCGUUCUACGGACCAACUUAUCCCUCGACAUUUUUAUCAUUACAUACCUUGUACUACGAGCGAGAUGUCAGCCCCAAAGACAAUCGCUUUUUUUGGCGCCACAAUUGGCUGCGGACUUGCAACAUUGAGCAACGCCCUUGAUGCUGAUACCCGUUGUAUUGCCCUCUGCCGCACACCGAGCAAGCUCGAAGGGCUCUUUUCAGACGACAAAACAUCCCGUCUGACAAUAAUCGAAGGGAAUGUGCAUGACGUCGAUGCGGUCAAAAAAUGCCUCACAGUCGAUGGCACUCACCUAGUCGACACAAUUAUCUUUUCCAUCGGUAGCCGAUCGAUGAACUACAAGCUUGAGCUAGAUGAUCCAAGCAUUUGCAGAAGGGCUAUUGCUACGGUGUUGGAGGCCCUGAACCAGCUACGACGACAAGGCCUAACCGGCCGCCCCAGACUGAUCGCCCUUAGCACUACGGGAAUCUCUCAGUUUGGGUCUGAUACCCCUUACAUUGUGGGGCUCCUGUAUUAUUAUCUUCUUUAUUCACCCCAUGAAGAUAAAAAGGCGAUGGAGCAGCUUAUUACAGGAAGUGACGAGGACUUUACCAUUGUGCGGUCGUCCUGGAUGUUGGACGGCGCGACAAACAAGGCGAUCCGAGUCGGCGUGGAAGACCCUAAGCAUGGUCGUGAAUCCGACGCGAUUGGCUAUUCAAUCACGCGAGAAGAUGUUGGAAAGUGGAUCUUUGAGAACCUCGUCCAAAAUGACAACGGCGUGUAUGUAAGGAAGAUUGCUACGAUAACACACUAGAUGUCGGAGGCAUAGGAGCGUCCUCGCAAUCCAAAUGCGAGGUUUGAACUACGCUUUGAUGAAAGGAGCAGAAUUUCUUUUUUUGAUGAUUAUUCAAGUAGAGAUAGAUAUAGUUUUCAAUAUUACUUACCAACAUUAUGAAUACCGAGAC